Messenger RNA from Amoebophrya sp. A25, 736 nucleotides. NCBI's taxonomy places the organism in Eukaryota, Dinophyceae, Syndiniales, Amoebophryaceae. The record is from the annotation of a GenBank genome assembly.
CUAGUCUGGUUUUUCGAACUGCUCAUCAGUGUGCAGCUUUCCUGCAUACAGCUUCGAAAGAUCAGUUAUUUUGGACCCUUUGUGCCGCGUUGGCUGUCGCCUUGGCUUGGUAUUAAGGGUUGGAAGCUGACCACUCUACAACCAAAUCUAUGGCCACCUUUUACAAUAGGAAAGUCAUAGACCUGCGAGGCAGAUUGGUUAACUUGCAACCCCUAAUGGUAGGGGCCACCGACGCGAAUUUGCGCCACACUUCUCAGGAGUUUUGUGGAUUUUUCAGGUUUUGCCGAUUCCGUUUAUCUCUGUGCAGCUUCCAGCAGUGCUAAUACCCUUCCUAGAAAGCGGACAUCUUGGCGAAUUCAUCAUCAGCAACAAAGACGCAAUGAAAACACCACGGCAGGAGCAGGAGACAGAAAGUGACUCGGAAACUGAAACAGAUGAAGAUGAUGUUGAAGGAGGAGAUAAGAUUACAGGGAAGGACGAUCUUCAUCUUCAACAAGAACGACUCUGCAACCCCACGAGUAGAAGUAGUAGAGCAUCUUCGACACUCUACACGCCUCCACCUUCUAGACGUCGCGUCACAACUUCUUCAGGUAGAAGCCAAAGCAGGAACAAGAUAGCCAACGCUAAGAAUCUCACUAUCACUUCUGCAACAAGAACUCCGACGUCCGCUUCGAGAGGCAAUCUUGUGAAUCGUUUAGACGUCUCGCGCGUGCCGAUUCGAAACCUAGUGGAGCAA